ACACACAGCCCGGCUAUGUAUAUACGCUAGUCUUACUACACUACACUACUACUACUACACUCUAGUAGAGAAUAUAUAGUCAAAGGCUCUGACUGACCGGCCGGGCAUAGAGCGUUAGACUGUCGAGACGAACGCAGUCGGCAAAAGAGAGAACCACACAGAGAACAACAUUUUGUUGAAAUUCAUUUCCCACCCGACCCGAAUCGAAUUUUAUUUUCGUUCCCACAAAAUUUAGUUUUUUCCCUUCACGACUAAAGAAAAAGAAAAAUUUUUAAUUGUCAAACAUUUCCCGUUUAUUUUUCCCCCACUUUCCCAAACGAAUUUCAAUUUCGUUUCGAAACUUUUUCGCGCCACCCCAAAACUGUUCAAAAAAUUUGUAAUUUUUGAAAAUUCAUUUUUUAUUGGGAGGUUUUUUCGGCUGGGCAAAAAUCCGCGCUAACGGAAUAUCUGUUUCAAAAAAAUUUUGGUUUUUCUCUCUUUGGUCAAUUUUCUCAUUCACGACAUUUGAGUUUAAUUAUUCCGCUCUGAUUUGUCGACUGAAAUUAUUCAAAAAAACGGACAAACCCACAAACCGAAAAAACUGGAAAAGUGAAUUUUUGUUUUUUGGUUGAGCUUCUUUCUGGUGUUUUCGUGAGUUGUUGUUGUGUUGUUGAGUGCUUCGUGAGUGAGAGUGGAAAAAAUCAAAAUUCAAGAGAAAAAGUGAUUUGGUGUGAGCUGGUCCUCUAUAUAGACGGGCGAUCGGCUGGACGACGAUGUAAUCGUCGGGACGAGGAUGUCACUGACGACGACGGACCAAAGAGUCAGCAGCCUCAGCUCCUCCAGUUCUUGUGUCCAUCACUGUUGCCCGGCUCCGUUGAUUGGUGGUCGUAAUAAAAUCAAUCGAGUCGAGUUCGCCGCCCUAUGGCCGGUCGGUCUGCCGCGCUGUUAUGGCCCGUCUAUUUGUGCUCUGAGCAGCAGCAGCAGCUGCCGUCGCAGUUGUUUCCGUGAUGCCGGCCGACAGCCACCGCAAGCCAAGUGUUGCUGGACAGUGUCCGCGCCCCGCGCCGCGACGACUUGCCGACCAUCCCAGCCGGCCGCUCGAUGAUCGGCCCAUGCCGCCCAUCCUCGACAACCCCAACAGCAACAACAACAACAACAACAACAGCAACAGUAUGACGAAUCGGAUGCGAUCGGUGAUUGUGAGCGACACGGGGCCGCCGCCUUUGCCGGCCGUCGCCCGCCGACGAUGGACGGGAUUAGCCGCGGUGGCCGUGGUCCAGUGCUUCUGCAGUAGUGAUCGAUUCAGAAAGAGCGUCCAGCUGCCGAUGGUGCUCCUCCUUUUGGUGAUGUUGUCGGCCCUGCCAAACAGUUGCACCUCGGCCGCCUCUAUCCAGCAGCAGCAAUUGCAGCCGGCCAGCACUUUGGCGGUCGGGCGCAGCAGCCGAGCCGGACAACAUAAUCGCCAUCAUCCGACGACGACGACGUCGAGAUCCGUCGUCCCAUCCAAUCGGCUCCUGACGGAAUGCCCGUGGCUGGAAUGGGAGCCCAACAAUAGCGGCCUGUCCGUCUCCGAGUCGAGUGUGCAGCACCACCAGGCGGACAUGGCCGGCACGCGGGCCUACAUGGCCCCCGUAGUGUUUGAAGGCAAGGCCCGUUCCAGGAGCGACGGGCCCGUCUACCGGGUCACCUUCGACGUUGUGACAGUGUACAAAGGUGAAGUGGCCCUGACCGGCUCCCAAGUGCGCUUAGAAUUUAAAAGCGGAACAACAACAGCAACAACAACAACAGCGGCGGCUAAUUCGAAAUCGCUGCGAUCGUUGAGUCACAAUUCGGCGACGGGCCGUUCUCGGACCUUAUCGGCCGGUCGCCGGAUCAGUGCUAGUAGUGGUGGUGCUGGCCAAAGUCCAGUCCGUCGCCGCCAGCCGGGCCAGGGCCAGCAGCCGCACCAUCACCGUCACCAGCACCACAACACGCGCGAGUGUCUAGUGACGGCCGAGAUCCGGACGGGUCGGCGCUACCUGGUCUUCGCCGCCCAUUGGGGACCCAAUAAUUUCACGGCCUUUGGCUCGCCGUUGGUCCACACCAAGAAGAGCCUCAAAGAUGUGCGGUCGACGCUCUGCCCGCGCUGCGCACGGUCUCCAGUGGCGUACGGACUGGAGGACUCUGUGACGGUCAAGAAACAGCAGAAGCUCAUCCUGCGCUGCCGGACGAGAGGCAAUCCGGUGCCGGGUGUCGUCUGGUACAAGGACGGCAAGCCGUUGAACGCGGCCAGCAAACGGGUCCGCAUUAAAACCAAAAGACGUCGAUCGACGCUGAGAAUCCGCUGCGUCAAGGAAGAGGACGCCGGACUGUACGAGUGCCGGCCAAGCAACGUGAUCGGCACCGGCACGGCUUCGCGAUCCAAAGUCACUGUCGUCAAAGUCACUGCCGGCCCGUCAUCGUCAUCCUCCUCCUCAUCUUUAUCCGAUCCGUCCUCGUCGUCGAAACUGAGUGGCAGCCUGAGGCCAUCCAACGGAUCUUCUUCUUCGUCGUCGUCGUCGCUGUGGCCGCUGAUCGCCCUGCCGUGCCCGAUCGACUCGUUUUGCCUCAACGGCGGCACUUGCAAAUACUACGAGGCCGUCGGCGAGCUCGUCUGCCAGUGCGCCGAGGGCUACAAGGGCCAGCGCUGCGAAAACAAGGACAUUUACAAUUUAGGAAAGGGCGGCAAGUGCAGAGGCGGCGGAGGCCGGAUGGUGGGAACCAAAUGCGUGCCGACGUACGGCGGAGUGGCUGGAAUCGGAGGCGGAACGUCGGGCUCGCUCCUGGGUCCGACGGCGGCGGCCGGCUGGGCGGCCGUGCCCAAUUCCAACAACCAGCUCACCUGGUGGCACUGGAUCCAGGCGUCGGGCAAUAAAAUGAGCGGCGGCGGCGGCGCUGGUGGCGAGACGGACGACGACCAGAAUUGCGGCGGAGAUGACGACGACGAUUAAAUUAAAAACAACAACAACAACAACCCCAAAAAAAAGAACAGAAAAAAACAACUUUUCUUCUUCUUCCUCCUUCAACUUUGACUUUAUUUUCCACCCCACGUCCGGAUGGGGGGGGGGAGAACCUUCUCGACAGCAGCAACGACCGACAGCUGUGAACUGCUGCUGCCCGCCCGCGCAUCACUUUAGUUUUUCUUCUUAAAUGUUCUUCUUCUUCUUCUUUAAAAAAAGCUUCUUCUUCUUCUUCUUCUUGUCCUUUUUCAUCGCUCGGAUCAAUCAACGGUAUUUUCGUCUCGUGUCCAACGAGGAGAGAGAGGCAGGGGGAAGAAACGGACGGGAAGAAAAAAAGGCGCACCGAAAUUUGUUUUUUUGAAAAAGGAAAAAAUUUUUUUUCCCAAUUUUAUUUCGGUCGUCUGCAGCUCAGAGUGCGGACGCACUCCGGAGGCGGUUUUUUCUUUUUAAAAAAAUAAUUAAAAUAAAAUUUAAAAAAAUCGAAAAAAAAAAUUGAAUUCGAAUGGAAUACGAGUAGUCACUUUUUAAAAAACUGCGAAGACGACGAGAUGAAAGAAGCGCGGGGAUCCACACAGCAACGUCCAACGAAAAUGAAAAAAACAUGUUAUAAUAUUAUAAUGUGCUUAUAUUUGUACAGCUAUAGUGUAUACCUGUGUAUACCGUAUUUUACCAAAAUGUUAUUUGGAACCAGUUUCUUUUCCUCCACUCUCCCCACCCCCUUACCGAACAAAUUUUCUUGAUUUCUUAUUAAAUGGCGGUGCAUUCAAAAAAUGUCUUUUCUUAAAUGGUACACACACAAAACUAUUUCCCCCAGUAAAAAUGUCCCAAAUAUUUUUUUUUCUCUUUUUCCGAAAAUUCUCUCAAACCUUCCGAUCGAUUUCGGCCAGUAUUUUGUCUAAAAGAAAAAAAGGGCUUUUGUUUUUUCAAGUAAACAAUAAUCUGUGCAUGUUUGAUGUAACUCCAGCUCGUCCCUUUUUUUCUUCAAAUAAUUUAUAUAAUAAUUGAGCCAAACAGCACAGUUGAUCUAUACUCUUUGAAUUACUCUAUUCGUCUCUGUUGUUGUAAUGACGUGUGUUGUUGCCCAGCUUUUUCUGCCUCUCCUAUAACCGCCACAGCAGCUCCUCUCCGAUCAAGUCGAAAUGCGAAUAAGGAUAUAAUAAUGAAAUGUGUAAAGAACAGACCAUCAGACGAAUCAAAAAAAGAAAUUGGAGAUUUAAAAAAAAAAAAACAUAAUUUUAGAAAAAAAAAAGUCAUAGAGGCUGAAUGUAUUUUUAUUUGAAAUUUUUUUUAUACAAAUUUUUGUUAUACAUAUUAUAAAUAGUAUUUUCAAUUAUUAAAAUUUUUGGGUUCUCCCUUUGAAUUUUUUUUUUGGGGAUUUUAUAAAGAUCGAUUUUUUAAAUAAUUCACCAGCGCGCCACCGCCACUGAUGUUUUCUCUCUCCUUAAAAAAUAAUAAUAAUAUUCCAUUAAUGGAAAAAAAGGAAGUGAAAUUAAUUUCUUGAUGACGCUUUUUUUUUCAUAAUUCAAACAAAUAAAAUAAAAAGAAACAAAAAUUGCGCUUAUAACUCCCCCGCGGAUUUUUGAUGUUCUUGUUGCAAUCGAAAGCUCUCCUCUCUACCACCACCACCAUCAAUUGUCUGAAAUUGAAAAGAAGUUGGAAACAAACAAACAAAACAAAAGAAAGCGAACGAACGAAAAAAAAAAAAAAAUCAAGUAAAACGAAAUUGGGGUUAUCACCUUUUGUUUGUUUGUUUGUUACCUUUUUCAUUUCAACUUUCUUUCUUAUAGUAUAUUUUUUUGCGUUGAAAGGAAGGGGCUUUUUGAGAAACAAAAAGGAACAUGAAGACACACAAUCCGCAGCAAUUGUUUUGUUAGCAUUGUUAUUUUUCUCUCUCUCUCUCUCUCUCUCUCCCGUUCGCUCUCGUGUGUGCAUCGUGUCGUGUGCGGGCGUGUCAAAGUUAACUCUCGUGUAUAGUCAAAACAAUGGCGGCUUUUAUAUAUAUAUAUAUAUAUAUUAUUACUUCAUUUUCGAUAGGAUGUAUACCAACCUUAUAUAUCCAUCGAUCUAUAUACUCCUAUAUUACCAACCCCCUUCGACACCCUCCCGCAAAACAACACAAAUGUCAGCUGUUUGUUCAGUUCAUUAAUUCCAGUAAUUAAAUUAGUGACGGCAGCCAAUAAUGAAAAACACAACCGAAACCAAAUCCAAUCCACCACCAAUCCACCACCAGAUCACUGAUGUUCCAUGUCAUAUAUUUUUUUUUGUCCAAGUUUUCUUUUUAAUUCGUCGCCGUUGGCCAACAUCACACGACAGCACGAAACACACCACACACACACACAUAACACACACACACACUUUUAUAAAUAAUUUUUUUUAAAAGCCUGCACACAUCACAGUUUGGAAAAAAAAGUCGUUUCGAAAUUGAGGUAAUAAUCAAAUAGAAGUUAAUGAAAUUUGAAAUAAAUAAGAAAAUCUAAAAAAAAAAAAAAAUGAAAAUUUUUAAAAUAAAUAAAAAAAAAUCUCCAAUAUGCCAACGCAAUCAAAAUCCGAAACACUCCUGGAAAAUUAAGCCGUUUGUAAAUCAUCGGUAAUCAUAUUGAAAUGAAUUAAUAACAAAACACGUAAAUAACAAUCAAUUUAAUUCUCUCCCCUCCCCCCAACGAAUAUAUAACCGCAUUACACACACACACACACACACACACAACACACAUCUACACAUGCAAUAAUUAAAAUAUAUAACCCUCGCCGUUUUUCUUUACAGGGUUUCGAUGAUUUUUUUUUAAAUUUACAUGUAUACAUCACAUAUUAAAAAGAAACACAUUUUUGUUCGAAAUUAAUUUUCAUCGUCACAGUAAAUAGCAAAAAGAAAUUUCGUUUUAUUUUAUUUUACUUUUUUUUUAGAUUUGUGUUUUUCAGUUAUUUUGUUAUUAUGAUUUUUUCUAUACAAACAAACCCGAUUCUUGUCGUUUGUCGUUGUUGUUAUUGUCCAGAAAUAUUAAAAAAUAAUAAUAUGUUUUUUCUCUC
Molecule: messenger RNA, 5981 nt
Organism: Daphnia pulex (common water flea)
Lineage: Eukaryota; Metazoa; Arthropoda; Branchiopoda; Diplostraca; Daphniidae
Gene: vn
Exons: 7
Coding region: 987-2948 (653 amino acids)
Biological process (GO): nervous system development; intracellular signal transduction; animal organ development
Molecular function (GO): signaling receptor binding
Source: RefSeq, a predicted model, not a curated record